AUGGCAGACCUUUUAGAAUGUGAUGUGCUUAGAAAAUGCAAAAGUAAAGAGAAUGAAACCUCUGAUCAAUACCAAAAUCAUCUUGCUCAUGAUCGUGAUAAUAAAAUGAAAAAGAGGAGUGCUGAAAGUGCAAAAGAACGUAGAGAAUAUAAUGAACAAAUUACACCUUCAGUAACCACUAAAAUUGAGUCCUUAAAUGAAUUUGAUCAUAAAUUGUUGCAAAAAUUUCGAAAUAAGAUUAAUAAAUUUGAGCACAAACUUUGUUCUACUUGCAAUGAAUGCUUUCCAUCAAUCAAGCUAGUUCUUGGAGAAUGCCAUCAUUGCUAUAGUGAUAAGAAUAUUCCAAAAAAGUUUUCAACCGAAAAUAACAUGAACCUGAGAGACAUACUUAAGGAACUUCAAGAUCUUAUUGAGAUUGAGGAAAUGUUGAUUACACAAAUAUUUCUUGUAAUCUCAGAAUAUUGCCUUUGCGGAGGCCAGUAUGCAUAUAAAGGAAAUGUUAUCAACUUUUUUCAAGAUUCUGCAAGUGGACCUGCCUUCAGAGAUUUUAAUGUUCGCCUUGUUAAAAUUGCCAAGAUGCUUAUAUGGCUAAAAUCAAAUAAUUGGUAUUAUGCUAACAUUGAAAUUGAUAAUGAAGCACUUCAGUCAUUACCUGAAAAUGGUCCAAUUGAUAAUUACCUUCUACAAUUUCUUCCUGAUCUUAUCAUGAAAAUGAUACAAUUAAUGAUGCUCUUGCAAGAAUGCAAACCAAGGGCAUUGCAAGAAGGAAGGGUGUAUGUUAAGCAAAGUUUAAAUGAAAACAAACUUACAGUUAAAGAGGUUCAGGAAAUAAUUGAAAGUAAUAAUCAUCUGGCUGAUCAAGUUAUACGGUUUGGAGAAAGUUUAUAUGGAACUCGGCAGUUUUGGAACAGAAGAUGGCUUGAAUUGUCAGACAUGAUUAAACAAUUGGGAUCACAAGGACUGAUAUUCUUCACUUUUAACCUUAUUGAUAAUCCUCAUAUAGCUGCAUGGUUUUUUGAAAAUCAUUUCAAAUCUUUUUUAGAUGACAUAUUAAUUCCUAAGUAG
Cetraspora pellucida is the source of this 1065-nucleotide messenger RNA. The record is from the annotation of a GenBank genome assembly. NCBI's taxonomy places the organism in Eukaryota, Fungi, Glomeromycota, Glomeromycetes, Diversisporales, Gigasporaceae.